This is a messenger RNA of Dothidotthia symphoricarpi CBS 119687, 573 nucleotides long. RefSeq lists its product as uncharacterized. Lineage: Eukaryota; Fungi; Ascomycota; Dothideomycetes; Pleosporales; Dothidotthiaceae. The coding region runs from base 1 to 573 and encodes 190 amino acids. The record is from RefSeq and is a predicted model, not a curated record. The transcript has a single exon.
AUGCGCCGACGGCUGGGAUUGCCACAACGAUUUGACGAUGUUUCUGCGUUUUGGUGGGAUGCGCCAGCAGAAAGUGGAAGGCCGCGGGUAUGCAUGACGCUCACCAACGUGCUAUGUUUGACGCAAGCGCUGCUGACCGGCCUCACCGCCGACGUCAACUCCGCUGCGACGACGUUUGGGGUUUGCCCGAUUUGCAGAGGCUGGACUGAUCCAAGCCGCUCACCCCUCAUCAUCACGCUGCACGAUGUCGGAGCCAGUGGGACAAGGCCCCGCCUGGUGGACACCAGAGCAUGGCGCAGGUGCCCGUCUGACAGAAUUUUGCUGCCUUGGGCCAGAUGCCGUGGGUUCCAUAUUUUCCUCGACCGCGGGCUACGGCAGGAAACGGGGUCUCGAGUGUCCAUGCGGACAGACUGGAGAAGCGGACAUAUUGGCACACUGUCUUGCUCGGACAGAUUCAGCAGCCAGCCGAGAGCAGACAAUCAAAACAAAGAGCAAUCUGUGUGCUGGGGGGACUGCAAUCUUGCCUCUCGUGUCCCCGGUCCGGCUCUAUAUUUGCACGAGCUGGAGCACUAG